This is a messenger RNA of Marchantia polymorpha subsp. ruderalis, 1248 nucleotides long. The record is from the annotation of a GenBank genome assembly. NCBI's taxonomy places the organism in Eukaryota, Viridiplantae, Streptophyta, Marchantiopsida, Marchantiales, Marchantiaceae.
CGAAGUGGAAUUGCUCGUCGAGCUUCGGAGCAAAAUUUCGUGUCGUGGCUUGCGCCCGGAGACAGCAGAGGCGCAUCAAAAUGUCGAACGAUCUGAUGCUCGAUACGCAGAUCCGGGACUGGGUUCUUGUCCCGCUCUCGGUGGUGAUGGUUUUGAUUGGUGUUCUGCGCCAUUUCGUCACUAAACUUCUGCGAUCGUCCCAAAAUCCUGAUAUUAAGGCAGUGAAAGAAGGGCAAGUUGUGUUAAGAGCGAGGUACUUGCGAGCCGCAGCAAACCUUAUCCCUGCUAAGUCAUUCCGUGCUAGGAAAGUAUACUAUAACAAUGAGGAAAAUGGUUUGUUGUUCGUACCUAAAGGACAAGGUAACAAUAUGCAGGCUCAAAUGUUCACAGAUCCCAAUAUGGCCAUGGACAUGAUGAAGAAGAAUCUCUCGAUGAUCAUUCCCCAGACCUUAACUUUUGCCUGGGUCAAUUUCUUUUUCUCCGGUUUUGUAGCAGCCAAGAUUCCUUUCCCCUUGACUCAACGGUUCAGGGCUAUGCUACAAAACGGAAUAGAUCUGAGUUCUGUGGAUGUGAGCUACGUCAGCAGUCGGUCUUGGUACUUCUUGAAUCUCUUUGGCUUGAGAGGCCUUUUCAGCUUAAUACUUGGUGAAGAGAAUGCCACAGAUGACGCUCAAAAGUUGAUGCAGACACAAAUGGCAAUGCAAAUGGGAGGGUUUGGUGCAGACCCAGCCAAGACUCUUGGUGCAGAGAAGGAUGGUCUUGAUCUCGUACAGCAUGAGUGGGCUUUGAACAAAGUCGAGAAAAGAGCUGAAGCUGUCCUGAAGCAACUGCUUGAUACUCCCAACUUCAACAUAUGAUUACAUUCUCUUCGCUCCUUUCAUUGCUCCAGUUGGUUCUUUUUUUUUAAUCUACACUGGUCUUUCUCGGACCAAUUAAGUCUCUUCUGCCAAUAGAUUGUUCAGGCCACCUUUGCCUUGAGUAUCACGUUUUUUUCGGAGUUUGGUGCUCGAGAUUCCAGGGCUAGUCUGUAGAACCGGCUGUUUUUUUGAGCAGUUUUCAAGGCAUGAACUAACAUGCACAAACUUCAGACGAAACAUCCGCUGUAAAAUAUCAUUGACUUCACACCACAUGGGAAUGUUUAGCUGUCCAACGAUCCCUUUGUGGGUUGUGGUGAGGGUUAGUUAGGGAAUGUGAAGAUGAACUUCCUGGCGAAGAAUUUUGAGUUUCAAUAAAGUUUAAUAGGUUGAU